AUGAUGGGGAACCGCUAUUCAAGGCCAAGUCCACCCCUCGUUCUUGAAACUUGUGUAACCCUCUUGUCAUUCGCUACCCUUCCCCUCGCAGUCUAUUACGCCUCGGAAAUCUACCGCGCACCAGCAAAUCCCCAUCCGUCAGUGACAUGGUGGAAAACGGGCGGAGGAACGCUUUAUGGCGGUCCACCUGCCAUAACUCUCCUCCUUUCUAUCACAACCGCGUCCCAAUAUCAGAAAAGAGAGAUACCAUACGUCUACGCAAUCGUAUUCUCUACUGUUAUGCUCGCGGGGUGGCUUGUAACAUUCAUAUUUUGGUUUCAAUGCCAUUUGGAUAAGUGGGAUAUCACCGACCAGUUUUGCUAUCAACGGUUACUCCAGUCUGGAACAGCAGAGCAGACGUACAGAAAUGUUUCGCAAGCGGUUGGAAUUGCAACGAUUGCGUGUGGCGCGCUUAAUGCCUUGCUCUAUGUUAUAUACGUAAUUGUCGUGGCGAUUGAUUUUUUUCAGGAUUCUGCAAGUUCUUAUUUAGUAGGGUCUUCGUCGAAAUAUUUUGGAGGGAUAGGAUCCACUGCUGGAGGAGGCAAUGGUGGACAGAGGAGAGCUGGAGGUAAUUGGGGAGCAGCUGAUCUGGGGACAGAUGAGGGGGGAGGUGGUGGAGACGCAAGCGGUGGGGGAGGGGGAGAUGGUGGAGACGGCGGAUAA
Lindgomyces ingoldianus is the source of this 702-nucleotide messenger RNA. RefSeq lists its product as uncharacterized. Bases 1 to 702 code for a protein of 233 amino acids. NCBI's taxonomy places the organism in Eukaryota, Fungi, Ascomycota, Dothideomycetes, Pleosporales, Lindgomycetaceae. The record is from RefSeq and is a predicted model, not a curated record. The transcript has a single exon.